This is a messenger RNA of Manduca sexta (tobacco hornworm), 1441 nucleotides long. RefSeq names its product protein ANTAGONIST OF LIKE HETEROCHROMATIN PROTEIN 1-like. Bases 208 to 1035 code for a protein of 275 amino acids. The transcript is spliced from 2 exons. NCBI's taxonomy places the organism in Eukaryota, Metazoa, Arthropoda, Insecta, Lepidoptera, Sphingidae. The record is from RefSeq and is a predicted model, not a curated record.
GACGUUGUUUGAAAAAAACUAAUAUUUCACAUAAAAAUGGUUUGUUAAAGAGCGCAUUUUUUCGGUCUUAGGCUGGUUUUAGUUUUACGCCGACGGCACGCUCACCGUCAGCGCUCAUAGCUCAGCGCGUAGUUUGUCAGCGCUGAGGCUCAGCGUGGCUCGUUUUAGUAUCGUACUGACCGCCAUACUGUACAGACGACGACCAAAAUGCGGAGUGUGUUAAUUAUUGCUGCUUUGUACUAUCUAUCCCAAAAAAAUAAAAACCGGCGACGACGAAGACUCCAUGUUCAUCCAUUGAUUGAGCAGAGAGCCGUUGCAGGAGAAUUUGUCUUGUUAUAUGGCACUUUGAGGGCUGACGAAAGUAAAUUCUUUAAUUACUUUCGAAUGUCAACUAGAACUUUUGACGAAUUACUGGCAAAGAUACAGGAUAAACUGGUCCAUUGCAGCUUACGAAUCGUGCCUAUACCACCGAUUGAACGACUAAUGGUGACUUUAAGAUUUCUUGCUACGGGUCGAACAUAUACGGAUUUGCAGUAUUCAUUUAGGAUGGGAAUCGCAACAAUCAGUAAGAUCGUGGACGAAGUGUGUAAAGUAACAUGGAACACGCUACACAAUGAAUGCAUACCAUCAAAUACACCUGAUAUGUGGCUAAAUAUUGCUAACGGUUUUCUACAAAAGACCAACUUUCCAAAUUGUAUUGGAGCUAUUGAUGGCAAGCACAUCCGAAUCGUAAAUCCAACCGGUGGUGGAUCAAUAUUCUACAACUAUAAAAAUUUUUACUCCAUUGUUCUGCUGGCUAUGUGCGAUGCAGAUUAUUGUUUUACAUAUGUAAACAUUGGAGCAUAUGGGAAAAGCUCGGACUCGACUAUAUUUCAAAACAGUACACUCUACAGGAGCCUUGAACAAAACACUUUAAAUAUUCCUAGACCGAAGCCAUUGCCUGGAACAAAUACUCCAGUUGAACAUGUAAUUGUGGGUGAUGGUGCUUUUGGCAUAUCCAAUAAAAUUCUAAGCCAUAUGCACGAUCCAAUAUGACCCACAAGAAAAAAAGAUUUAAUUAUAGACUGAGCCGUAGUAGACGAUACAUAGAAUCUACAUUUGGUAUAAUGUCAAACAAGUUCAGAGUGUUUCAUACACCUAUUAAUGUGAGUUUUGAUGUUACAAAGAAUAUAGUUAAAGCAUGCUGCGUAUUGCAUAACUUUAUAAGACUUCGCGAUGGUUAUCGUAUAGAAGACACACUUACAAUUGAGGGUAUGGUAGACCUGCCAGCUGUACCUACAAACAGGUCUGGACACGCUCUGCGAGAACAUUUUGCUGAGUACUUUGUUAGCCCUAUUGGAAGCGUGCCUUGGCAAGAUUCGUGUAUAUUUUAACUUGAAAAGGCUUUAUCCUGUAGUAGUGUAGGUAUUUAGAUAAUAAAAUAAGAAAGUAAACAAACCAA